Messenger RNA from Lathyrus oleraceus (garden pea), 408 nucleotides. RefSeq lists its product as uncharacterized. The record is from RefSeq and is a predicted model, not a curated record. NCBI's taxonomy places the organism in Eukaryota, Viridiplantae, Streptophyta, Magnoliopsida, Fabales, Fabaceae. The transcript has a single exon. The coding region runs from base 1 to 408 and encodes 135 amino acids.
AUGCCACCAAAGCUAAAAGAUCCAGGUGAGUUUACCAUCUCUUGCACCAUUGGUGGGGUAAAGAUACCACAUGCUCUAUGUGAUUUAGGGUCAAGUAUCAAUGUAAUUCCCCUUGAUAAGGAUAAAGAAUUGAGUUUGGGAAAGAUCAUACCGAGUAAUAUGACUCUUAUCUUGGCUGAUUUAUUUGUCACUUACCCUUAUGGUAUCUUACAAGAUGUGUUAGUACAUAUCGAUGAUCUAGUUUUUCAUGCAAAUUUUAUGGUAGUCGACAUGAAGGGAGACACAUAUGGUUCAGUGAUUCUCGGACGCCCAUUAUUGGCAACUGGGAAAGCAGUGAUAGAUGUGGAAUACAGUGAACUUAGUUUGAAGUUUAACAAGGAAAAAAUGGUUUUUAAUGAGUAUGAAUGA